Molecule: messenger RNA, 8804 nt
Organism: Sitodiplosis mosellana (orange wheat blossom midge)
Lineage: Eukaryota; Metazoa; Arthropoda; Insecta; Diptera; Cecidomyiidae
Gene: Egfr
Product: epidermal growth factor receptor
Exons: 8
Coding region: 2246-6286 (1346 amino acids)
Biological process (GO): multicellular organism development; protein phosphorylation; cell surface receptor protein tyrosine kinase signaling pathway
Cellular component (GO): signaling receptor complex; basal plasma membrane
Molecular function (GO): transmembrane receptor protein tyrosine kinase activity; ATP binding
Source: RefSeq, a predicted model, not a curated record
AGUCAAGUUCGAGUCAGUUCAACAUCGUGGGGCCCGAGAGAAUUCAUUCAAUUUUUUUUUUUCGGAAAAUAUCUCACAAUUUACUAGCCGCACACAGCGACAAGACAAUAAUAAUAUUUACAUUUCGUCGUCUUUUUUUCUGUCUUGUAUUACGUUGUAAAGAUAGUAGUUAUCUGCUACUGUGGGGAUUACGCAGUAUCGUUUAUUCAAUGGCAUAUUGUUUACGCGGCUGGGCCCAACCGUUAAUGAAAUUAGAUUAAUCACAAUUGCGACAUAUUAUCGACGUAUUCAGAGCGCAAGCAUUUUAUGUACGAAACAAAUUCAAGUAUCAAUAAAAAAAAGGCGCCUGAAAAAAAUGAAGCGCAUAAGCACUUUCAUUUGAAUGCCACCAUUUGAAUUGUGGAAAAAGACGCAUUGGAUUUUAACAGCGAUUGGUCUUCGUGCAGUUGCAUCGAAAAGUGAGUAUUGUGUACGUAAAGUCAUCACGAGAUCUGUUUUUUUUUAUUAGUUAUGGAAUUUUAGAUGAAAACAAUACGCUUCAACUGAACAUAAUAUACGAAAAGCGUAAAAGUAAAGUCGAAUAACCGAUUUGUUGUAUAUGUACACAGCGAGAACAUGAAAUAGAAGAUCAUAUAUCGCCUCAGUCGGCUCUCGGGAUUGUUAGGUUCGAAUCACAUCACUCAACCUCUCUAACUUUCGCCUUUGUCUGUUCAUUCGUUCGUUUGUUCGUUUCAAACAAACAAUAACAACGAUAUUCUGAAUAGAAUCAUAAGUUCGAGUGGCUGAGAACAUUUAUUAUUUGGGCUUAUUUACAUUCCAUAUUUUCCUACGAAUGCAUGACGAUCUCGUGUAUUUCGGGUCGCUUCGACCCGUGUAUUGGAUUCGUGCGUAUUCAUUUUGUGUGUGUGUGUGUGUGUGUGUCGCUCUGUGUAUGCGAGUGAGCGCGCGGUAUGGCAAUAUAUGUGUGUAGAGUGGAAAGAUAUUUCGUUAGUUCAUUCGUUCGUACAACACACGCUAAAUAGAUAGAUGCCCAACUAUAUGUGGGAACAAGAGAGCAAGACCACGACUCUUAUGUGAGCCCAGCACUUCUACCUAGCCACUUGUUUACAGGCAUUCGACAAACUGAAAAGAAAGAAGAAAGAAAAAAACAACCGAGUUACACAUAAGUAUCGCACACACUGUCGAAAAAAUUCCUCUACAUCGACAGCGAUGUACGCCGUAUGAACUGAGCAGAGCACCGUGUACAUGAUCGUGUUGUGUGUGCAUGUGUUCAUAUGUGUGUGCUUGUGAUGUGUUCGAUGUUGUCAUACAUGUUUUUUUUUCGGGUUUGUGUAUCGUCACACAGCGACAACGACAACGACAUCAACGACGAUGGUUCCAGUUAUGUGCAUAUGUAUUGGUCACCUGCUUCACUAAAGUCGAAUGCGACUGUGCACAUGUAUAGAGCCUUUCUUUUCGAAACGAAAAAUUUUUAUAAGAAAAAUCAAAGACGAAACACAUCUGUGCGCGUCUGUAAGACAUACUUGCUUCCUUCUGUAAAAUAAAUUCAUUUCUCGUGCACAAAUCCAAUUGAAAAUGUGAAAAAAUAGACUCUCACAAUUUGUGGUGAAAAAUAGACAAACUUAUCGAAUUAAAAUGAAAAGUUUUUGUAAAAAUUAAGUGUGGAAAAUUUGGAAAAAAGAGAGAAAUAGUUUGUCUGACGGUGUAUGUGCUCGUAGCAGUUCUUGGACUGGAACCUCUUUCUGUGUGCUGAAUUCAACAUUUUUCAUUGUAUCUGUUCUUCGACUCGAGUUUAUUUUUUUUUUCUCUUCUUCUGCUUCCAAUACAGUGUGUGUUUCUGAAACGAAUUUUUUUUUCUAUUGGAUGAAAUCAACUAAUUAAAAAUAGCUACAUUUUUAAUUCAUUAGUAAGCAAAAGUGAUAAUAAAAAAAAAAAUUCAAUUAGUUGGAAAGCAGUACUGUGUGUUUCACGUUCAAUCAGUGCAUUUUCAUUGGAUAAAUUCCUUUAUCUACCAUCGUUUGCUGCUGCAGCCACCGUCGACGUCGUUUUCGUGCAAUCGAAAUCGAACAUGGCUCCAGCGAGCCAAUCAUAAAUAGUGUUGGCGCAAUCAUAUUUUAUUUAGAUCGAAAUGGAAAAAAUGUUGUGAUUCAAAAAAUGUGUGAACAAUCAGAAAGUGCUGAUUUAACAAAUAAUUGUUGUGUGUGUGUGUGAUUUGAAUUGGCACGACGUGUGCAUUUAUCAUAAAAUGGAUUACAGAUUAACUUAUGGAUUAAUUUGGGCGCUGGUUUUGGUCACAUCGACUUGCAGUGCUUAUAUCGAUGAACAAGAUAUGAGAGUAUGCAUCGGCACUAAUGGACGUAUGUCAGUACCCUCAAACAGAAACCAUCAUUAUCGUAACUUACGCGAUCGCUUUUCGAAUUGCACACAUGUCGAUGGAAAUUUAGAAUUAACAUGGCUCGAAAGUGCCAACAUGAAUUUGGAUUUUUUACAACAUAUUCGUGAAGUUACGGGAUAUGUUUUAAUCAGCCAUGUGCAUGUGAAGAACAUCAUUUUACCACGUUUGCAAAUUAUUCGUGGUCGAACUUUAUUCAAAUUGAACAUUUACGAUGAACAAUUUGGAUUAUUUGUAAGCUAUUCACAAAUGGAUUCGCUAGAAUUACCGGCACUACGUGAUAUUUUGUCUGGAUCGGUGUUCAUAUUCAACAAUCAAAAUCUCUGCUUUAUUCAAACGAUCAAUUGGGAAGAAAUUAUUACAGGACCAGGAGAAGUAUCGAGAUACGUAUACAAUUUUACAUUUCCUGAACCGGCGUGCCCGAAAUGCCAUCCAUCGUGCGUUGCCGGUUGUUGGGGCGAAGGAGCACACAACUGUCAGAAAUUCAGCAAAAUCAAUUGUUCGCCGCAAUGUGGAGAGGGUCGUUGCUUUGGCCCAAAUCCGCGUGAUUGCUGUCAUUUAUUUUGCGCUGGUGGUUGCACUGGUCCAACACAGAAAGAGUGCUUAGCAUGUCGAAACUUUUACGAUGACGGCGUGUGUAAGCAUGAAUGUCCACCGAUGCAAAAGUACAAUCCAACCAAUUAUCUAUGGGAACCAAAUCCAGACGGAAAAUAUGCAUACGGAGCCACGUGUGUAAGAAAUUGUCCUGAGCAUUUACUUAAAGAUAACGGCGCUUGUGUGAGAACGUGUCCGGCGAAUAAAACGGCGAAGAAUGGUGAAUGUGUCACCUGUAACGGCCCAUGCCCAAAGACAUGUUCGGGUGUGGGUGUUGUUCAUUCCGGUAACAUUGAUUCGUUCCGUGACUGUACUAUCAUCGAAGGAACACUCGAAAUAUUGGAUCAAACAUUUAACGGCUAUCAGCAAGUGUAUGCCAAUUUCUCGUUUGGGCCACGAUUCAUUAAAAUGCAUCCGGAUCGCUUGGAAGUGUUCUCAACUCUGCGUGAAGUGACUGGUUUCAUUAAUAUUCAGGGAGAUCACCAAGAUUUCACAAAUCUGUCCUACUUUCGAAAUCUCGAAGUGAUCGGCGGUCGUCAAUUGCUCGACACUUACUUUGCCUCCUUAUACAUUGUAAAAACCAACUUAAAGUCAUUAGAGCUACGUUCAUUGCGGCAAAUCAAUUCAGGGGCAGUUGUAAUACUGGAAAAUAAGAAUCUUUGCUUUGCCAACAAUAUCGACUGGAAGAAAAUCAAAAAGUCAGAUCAACACGAUUCAAUGAUUAUCAAUAAUAAGGACCCUGAUGAAUGCAGGAGUGGUGGUCAAUACUGUUCAGAUGAAUGUACAGAGGCUGGAUGCUGGGGCGCCGGUCCCGAUCAAUGUUUAGCGUGUAAGCAUGUUAAGUACAAUGGAACUUGUUUCCGAUCUUGUCAAAGCGAAACGAAUUUGUACACAAUGCCCGAUAAAAAUCAUUGCGGCCAAUGUCAUCCGGAAUGUAAGCGAUCGUGUUCAGGCCCUGAGGCCACUGAUUGUCUUGAAUGUGAACAUGUUCGAGAUGGGAAGAUCUGUUUGGCUGAAUGCCCAAAGACGAAAUACGCUCGAAAUGGAACGUGUUUCAAUUGCCAUGAAACAUGCACCGGUUGCACUGGCCCAAGAGAUACAAUUGGAGCCAAUGGAUGCAUAACGUGUGAAAAGGCGAUCAUUAAUGAUAAUAAAAUCGAAAGAUGCUUGAGAGAGAGGGAAAACUGCCCAGUCGGAUACUAUUAUGAAUACGUCUUUCCACAAGAGCAAAGUAUACUAAAACCAUUGGCCGGCAAAGCAAUUUGUCGCAAAUGCCAUCCACGAUGCAAGCGGUGCACAGGCUACGGUUUCCAUUCACAAGUCUGCCAAGAAUGUGCUGGCUACAAACGAGGCGAACAAUGCGAAGAUGAAUGCCCGACUGAUCAUUAUGCGGACGACGAGCGUCGUGAAUGCUUUGCAUGUCACGGAGAGUGCCGUGGAUGCAGUGGACCUGGACCAGAUACCUGUGUGCAAUGCCAAAAUUUCAAAAUAUACAACGGUGAUCCAAAUGAUAAUUCCACAUUAUUCAACUGCACAGCCACUUGUCCACCCGAAUUCCCGUACAAAAUGCUCAAUGAAUUAACUUACAUGCACUACUGCAGUGCAGUUGCAGCAAAAGCUGGAUUCGCAUCGGGCGAAUCAACCGAAACAAUUAUGUAUUUGGCUAUAGCAUUUAUCGUACUGUUGCUGUUGUUUGCCGCUUUGAUAAUAUCAUCGUUGCAUUGUCGACAAAAGGCCAAAAUUAAAAAGGAAAUUGUGAAUACGACGCGAAUGUUAUCGGGUUGUGAAGAUGCCGAGCCGUUGCGACCAUCAAAUGUUGGUGCGAAUCUGUCACAAUUGAUAAUGGCCAAGGUUGAUGAGUUGAGCAUGGGUCCGCUAUUGGGUCGCGGUGCAUUCGGUGAAGUGUACAGAGGAUAUUGGAAGCCAGAAUAUGCUAAAGACAAGAUUCCCGUUGCGAUAAAACAACUGACGAAUGUAAGCGGUGAUGCGUAUGGAGCGAGCAAAGAGUUUUUGGAUGAAGCAAUGAUGAUGGCUAGUGUUAGGCAUGGAUACAUUCUGCGACUGCUUGCCGUUUGUAUGGCAGACAAAAUGAUGUUGAUCACACCAUUGAUGACGAACGGUUCGUUGCUAGAGUAUGUGAAAAGCAGAAAGGGUAAAAUCAGUUCACUACAAUUACUCACCUGGUCAACACAAAUAGCCAAGGGAAUGGCGCAUUUGGAAGAGCGCCGUUUGGUUCAUCGCGAUUUAGCCGCUCGAAAUGUGCUGGUCAGUCCACAGGUAUCGGCGAAAAUUGCCGAUUUCGGUUUGGCCAAACUGUUAUCCAACGAUAACGAUGAAUAUAAAGCGGCCGGUGGUAAAAUGCCAAUCAAAUGGCUUGCGCUCGAAUGUAUUCGUCAUCGAAUAUUCACAACAAAAUCAGACGUGUGGGCGUUCGGUGUGACCAUAUGGGAGCUGCUUACGUUUGGCAAACGGCCAUUCGAAAAUAUCCCAGCCCGAAAUGUGCCCGAAGAAAUUGAGGCUGGUGUAAAACUAAAGCAACCCGACAUCUGUUCACUGGAGUUGUAUUGUACGUUGCUCACGUGUUGGCAAAUUGAUGCCGAUAGUAGGCCAACAUUCAAAGAUUUAGUGGCCGAUUUUCAAAAGUAUGCAAGUGAUCCAAGUCGUUACCUAGCUAUUCAGGGCGAUACACAAUACACGAGCCACGAUGAAAAACGUACGCUGGCCCGGCAACAACUCAAUCAGGACACGAUGACAGAGCGAAAUGCGCAUCGAUUGUCACAAACAACGGCUGGCCCAAGCAAUGCGCAGCCCAUUGCAAACGCGUUGAAAAUGUAUAAUUUAAACUCACGCGCCAAACUUCCAAACGAUGAUGAAACCGACUCACACCGUGAGAUCUGCAUAGGUAACAUAAGAUUAGAUUUACCCUUAGAUGAUGAUGACUAUUUAAUGCCCACAUGCCAAAGCGAAGAGAAUGCGACACCCGGCUAUAUGGAUUUACUGGGAACACCAGCUCCAGCCUGUGUUGACAACCCUGAAUAUUUAAUGAACACGAUAUCAACCAUUCAAACGCCAUCCACAUCAUCGUUGUCGACGGUGACAUCAGCGGCGGCCGCUGUGGCAUCGGCGAUGGCGACUUCAAGUCGAUCGCCUAAUUCACCGCCCACACAAACCAUUGGCAUUCCAGUCAUGAAUGGUAACAGUCAUCCGUCAGAGAAUGUCGAACAAGACUCGGAUCGUGAGUACUACAACGAUUUGCAGCGUGAACUGCAACCGUUACAAACAAACGAGACAACCGUUUAGAUUUAAUACGAAAUGCCUGGCAUUAAUCAAAACUACAAAACAAAUUGUACAAUAUAUUAUAUUUUUUUGUUCUAAUUAUCAUGACAAACAUGUGUAACCUGCAGCUCAAAACUGAUGUGCAGCUAAAAAAAAGAAGUGGUUGAGUGUCUGUUUCUAUUUUCCACACUCAGACAUUCAAAUGUCAUAUUAAAAAAAAAAGUUAAGCUUUGAUAGCAACACCAAUUUCUAUGCAAUUUCUAUCAUGCAUUUGCAUGAUGACACGAGAUCAUUCAAAUGAUGACGAAGAAAGUUGGAAAACAAGAAACAUUUACUUUGAGCAACUAAGUGCCUAUUUUAUUUAGAAUUGUUUCGAAAUAAUUGACUUAUAUUUACUUUUAGGUGUAGGUAAUCGAAAUAUCACUAGUGUUUUUUUUUUGUAUUUUAAGGAAAAAGUGCCGUUUUUAUAUUAAUUGCAAGUAACUAAGAAAUUGUACUUAUACACACGCAGAUGUUAGAGUAUUAGAAUUGUGAAUUAACAGUAUAGAAAACGAAACAUUUGAUUAAAUUACAUGAAAAUUGAGUCACAUGACAUACAAAUUAGGUUAAUGCAACAACAGCAGCUACAACAAACAACAAAAAUAAUUUUAAAUCAUAUCAUCAAAUUGUGCACAUAUUCCGAUAGACAUGAUCGUCUAUUGGGAAAACCCAGAAUAUUCGGAAAUGUUUUAGAUUUUGAAUCAAAAAAACAACACCAAAUACAAGUGCACCAAACAGCACACUCAAGAGCACUCAAUUUUGAAAAAAAAAAAUGCAAAAUGUGUGCACGCGCUAACCCUAUCUGAAUGAUUGAAUAACCACUUUUAGACGAUGGAAUUGCAUGUUCUUCUAAGAAAAAACAUAGAAAUAUGUUUUGGAAACACACAAAAAGAAGUUUCAUUUCAAGUGUGUGUACUUUGCUAAAAAAAAAAAAAACUAAUUAGAAACGAAAGGAAAAAAAAUUAUUACCUGCACUUAAUGGAAUCUGUGAUAAACUCAGCUAAUGUGCGCAUAAUGAAAACGAAACGAAAUGAAACAUGUGUUGAGAACAUUCGAAAUCCUCCAUUGAAACACACACACACACAAAACUUAAUAUUGAUUAGAUUCAUAGGCAGUAGAUCAACAAAAUACAACAAAACCACACUCACACAACAACCUACAAAUAUUUGAAUUUAUUAGACGAAACCCAUGUGCCUUGUCUCUCCUUUUUUAUCUUUUCCUGCUAUAUAAAUGAGGAUCCUUGAAUGUGUUUUUAUUUUGUCCUUUCAAUUUUGUAUUAUUCUUAGACUAGCCUUCUUUUCGCAAACUAAACUUCCAUUUUUUUUUCUUAAUUUACCUUUCCGGAAAUGAUUUCAAGUCAGAUUCGGGCUGGAAAUUGUAUGCUUGCCGAUUAAUUGAAACUACACAUUUUUUUUUCUUCACUAAGACAACAACAGAACAAUUUUUAUCUUCCUAUAUUUUAUUCAAUUGAACACAUUUGCAUUGCAAAACGUAAGCGUUUAAAUAGAGAUACGAUUCCAGAACUUAAAUUUCAGUACGCAUGCAUGUUGUAUAUACGAAAAUAGAAAGGACGGGCGUUAGGACACUAUAUAGUAUAGUCAGAUGGACGAAGAUUGUCAAUUCACCUGACACAUUCUUAUUGAAAUUGUAAUAUCGAAUCGAAUUGUAAGAUUUUAAAACAACUACAUUUCUUUUCUCUUCUUAUUCUUCCAAUUUUAUGAAACCAGUUCUAAUUUUACACGAAAGGAAAAGCAAAUGAGAGCAAAAUAUUAUUUACUUAUACACACAAACACAAUAUACUUAAAGGAAAUUCUUUUUUUUUUUUGUUUUUUUGAAAUGUUUAAGCAAAUGAAUCACUAAUAGAUUUUAUAUUAUAAACCUUUUAAAAAGUACAUUCUGUAUAAAACAAAAGCAACAACAAAAUAUCAGAUCAAGGUCUCUUAAUUGAAUUGUAAUGGCGAAGCAAGCCAAUUUGUUUGUGUCUGAUUUUAUAUUAAAAUCGCCAAGUCAACUCAAGUGAUUGGAAUUGGUUUAAUGGAAAAUCAACAUUGAGACGUUUUUAAUGAAACCACUUGAUGUGCGUCGAGUGAAUACAAUGGUGACUUUUUAUCUAACCAAUUCAAAUUGAAAUUGAAUUCAUCGUUUCAUCUCGAACAAUUGGUUCCAAGAAAUCUGAAACACAUAACUCAAACCAUUCAAAUUCAAUUGAAAAUUGAAAUGAUUUGAAUUAUGACUUUCCAUUUUCUGGUUCAAAUUCGUCGAAUUUGAGUUUGUUGAGUUGAUUUUUUUUUGUCUACUUAAGUGAUUCGAAAUCAGCAAAAAGAAAAACCCUAUUAAGCAGCUAUAUAUUGCCAUAUGUGCCAACAUCUAAAUCGAUUUUAUUUAAUAAUUCAGUUUUAAAAAAAAAAGAUGAAAAUUUUAAGCAGAAACGAGAAAAAUCAGUGUAAUAAAAGGGCGAAAAAGACAAGUAUUUAAUAAAAGACAAUGAAAAAUUGUACAUUAA